UUUGUUAAUCAAACGCUUCCUCGUAAUGUAUUCAAGCGCCGCUGCGAUUUCAUGCCGGAGAAAGUUGUAACUGUCAGUUUUCAUACACUAUAAUCAUUAUGAUUAAAUAACAAUUGACAUUAGAGCGUGAGUCAACAUGAAAGUUGUAGCUUUAAUCAGUGGGGGCAAAGACAGCUGCUACAACAUGAUGCAGUGUGUGGCGGAAGGACAUGAAAUAGUUGCUCUUGCAAACCUGAAACCAGUUGAGAAAGAUGAAAUAGACAGCUACAUGUACCAGUCAGUAGGACAUAAUGCCAUAGACUUGUAUGCAGAGGCGAUGGGUUUGCCAUUAUAUCGAAGAGAGAUCCUGGGUUCAUCAAAGGUCACAGGUCGUGACUAUCACCCAACCAGCGAUGAUGAAGUGGAAGAUUUGUAUGAGCUGCUGAAAACUGUCAAAAGUCAGCUGCCUGUAGAAGGUGUUGCAGUUGGUGCCAUACUGUCAAAUUACCAGAGGGUGAGAGUGGAAAAUGUAUGUCAAAGACUUGAGCUUACCCCUCUGGCGUUUCUAUGGCGACGAGACCAAGAAGAAUUACUGGAUGAAAUGAUCCGCUGCAAACUGAAGGCCAUUCUUAUCAAAGUUGCAGCUAUGGGUUUAUACCCCAAGAAGCAUCUUGGCAAAUCCCUUGAAGACAUGCAAGAGUAUUUACAAAAAAAGCAUGCAGAAUUUGACCUCAAUGUAUGUGGGGAGGGUGGAGAAUAUGAAUCUUUUACACUUGAUUGUCCACUCUUCACAAAGAAAAUUGUGCUGGAUGAAGUGGAAACAGUGAUGCACUCCGAUGAUGCUUUUGCCCCAGUGGGUUACUUGAAUAUCAAGAGGGCACAUCUACAGGACAAAGAUAAGCACGUGGAAGGCACUCAACACAGCCGUAUUGAUGAGCUUCCAAUGAAGACCAGCAGACACCUGUACAGCGAGCUGUUUGGUGAUGAUUCAGACCGGUUAGAGAUCAGUACAGAACAUUUGGAUGUGCAGAGUCCAUGCCUGUCUGCUCCUCUAUCAGGAUCUUUGAAGCCCCUCAUUAUUGUACGAGAUAACAUCUUUCCUUCGCCCGGCAAACAUAUUUGGAUUUCAAAUCUGAUUUCUUUCCCUGGUAAUGGAGACAACAUUAGUAGUCAGACAAGAACAUUGAUGGAGAAACUACGGGAAAUCCUGGCAAACUCUGAGGAGCAUUUCAGCCUUUCUGACCUUGUUUGUGUUCAUUUGUAUGUGGGCAACAUGGUUGACUUUGCUGCUAUCAACAGUGUGUACAAGACAUACUUUGGAAUCAACCCUGCUGCACGGGUAUGUGUGCAGGUGCCGCUGCCUUCUAAUGUAGGCUUGAUGAUGGAUUGCUAUGGUAGCAGUAACCAUGCAGACCGAGACACAAUGCAUGUGCAGGGUCUGUCACACUGGGCACCUGCUAAUAUAGGACCCUACAGCCAGUGUGUCAAGCUGGGACAGAGGCUUCACAUAGCUGGUCAGAUAGGCAUGGUACCAGCCAACCUCUCCUUGAUACAUGGCGGUAUCCAAUCCCAGGCCAGAUUGUCGCUACGUCAUGUUGCUAGGGUACUGAAAGCCAUGGAAACCAGCUGUUGCAUGGACAACAUUGUCUCCUGCGUUUGCUAUGUUACGCAUGAGGAGUAUAUAUCUGUUGCUAAACAUGAGCUGAAAAGAGUGACUAGCGAGAGGUUUCAAUGCAGUCCUGUGUAUGUGGUGGUUCCUAUGCUGCCUAAGGGAGCGAUGAUAGAGUGGCAGGUGUUAGCCAACAUAGGUACCAGAGAUAUUCAAGUGCAGAGACAUGUGAUGACAGACAAACAGCUUGAAUGCACUGCGGUUGCUCAUGUCUGUUCUGAUGAGAACAUCAGCCUGUCAGCACAUGUGUAUGUCAGAGACGAGUCAGACAAAACCAAGACUGAUGUUGAUGCAGCUCUGGAGAUGGCAAGAAGCUGCAGUAACAGAGUCUGUCCACAAGUGACACAGUGUGCUAACUGGACUAUUUUCUAUCCUUCACACCUGUUUAGUUAUCAGCAAAUGUUUGAAGCUUCACAGAAGUGGUGGAAAGGUGAUCCAUUUUUUCUCGUUCCAGUGACAAGGCUUGAAGAAGAAAAUAUGAUCAUCUCACUGUGUGCUUAGUAAUACAUUGGUUACUUACUGUAACAAUUCUGGUCUUGCCAGUACUUUGUAGCUUUGUAUACUAGAAUAAAGAUUUCAAUCUGUU
Dreissena polymorpha is the source of this 2234-nucleotide messenger RNA. RefSeq lists its product as uncharacterized. Gene Ontology annotation, molecular function: diphthine-ammonia ligase activity. Gene Ontology annotation, biological process: protein histidyl modification to diphthamide. The transcript has 16 exons. Bases 137 to 2149 code for a protein of 670 amino acids. Lineage: Eukaryota; Metazoa; Mollusca; Bivalvia; Myida; Dreissenidae. The record is from RefSeq and is a predicted model, not a curated record.